Messenger RNA from Archocentrus centrarchus (flier cichlid), 2013 nucleotides. RefSeq names its product nuclear receptor subfamily 5, group A, member 5 (gene nr5a5). The transcript has 7 exons. Lineage: Eukaryota; Metazoa; Chordata; Actinopteri; Cichliformes; Cichlidae. Gene Ontology annotation, biological process: hormone-mediated signaling pathway; regulation of transcription by RNA polymerase II; tissue development. Gene Ontology annotation, cellular component: RNA polymerase II transcription regulator complex. The record is from RefSeq and is a predicted model, not a curated record. Gene Ontology annotation, molecular function: zinc ion binding; RNA polymerase II cis-regulatory region sequence-specific DNA binding; nuclear receptor activity. Bases 109 to 1740 code for a protein of 543 amino acids.
CUGUUGGGCCUGCUCACCUGCCACCUGCAGUGUCUGUCUGGUCUCCUGAUCUCUGCUACAAUGAAGUUCAAACUGGACUGACCGUGGAGUCCAUGUCCCACUAUCAAAAUGGACCUACCUGGUUAUCAUCUACCCCAGCCCCAGCCUCUUGUCCACGACCCUGGUAACCACUCAGAGGAUCUGAUAAAUUUGGAGGGAUCAUCAACAUCUCAGGAGCAAAAGACAGAGGCAGACAGCAGACCAGAGUCAGAGGAGCGCUGUCCCGUCUGCGGAGACAAAGUGUCAGGAUACCACUAUGGACUGCUCACCUGUGAGAGCUGCAAGGGCUUCUUUAAACGUUCAGUCCAAAAUAACAAGCGUUACACCUGUGCAGAGCAACAGAGGUGCCCCAUGAACCUUUCUCAGAGGAAACGUUGUCCAUUCUGCCGUUUUCAGAAGUGUUUGGCUGUAGGCAUGAAGAAAGAAGCGGUCCGAGCAAAUCGUAUGAGGGGUGGCAGAAAUAAAUUUGGCCCUCUCUAUCGCCACGACAGACAAAUGAAACAGCAAAAGGUGUAUCACCAAGCAAACACUGCUCCCUACAGGAUUAAGGUAGAAACUGCACAAAUACAUGGUCCCCAAGCUCCAGAUGACAUUCAGCUGACAACCAGCCACAUUAGUCAUCCAUCAUCUUCUGACGCUAUCAAUCAAUCCCACAUGUAUCCUUCUUGCAUGAGGCAGUCAGGUGAACCCAUGCCUCUGGACUGCACUGUGAACACAUUCAAAGGUCUCACUCCGCCAUCCCUACCUUACACUGGACUGUACCACUGCACCUUCCCUGGACACCCCCAGGAGAAACUAGAAAUGCCUUUUAGCUACAGCCCAGCUACUGUAAACUAUACAGUGCAUUCAACCCCAAACACUUUAUUCACACCAAGAAGUUCACUAGAAUCACCAGCCUAUUCAACAAGAAGCUCAACUACCUUUGUUUCCCAGACUCCCACCCAAACUCCAACCAACCCUUCAUCAGCCUGUCUUACACCGAACUUCUUAAGUCAACUCCUGGAGGGUGAACAGGAUGAGAGCCAGCUGUGUGCCAAAGUUCUGGCCAGUCUUCAGAGAGAACAGGCCAGUCGAGGCAAACAUGACUGUCUGAAUACAUUCAGCAUCAUGUGCAAAAUGGCUGACCAGACUCUGUUCUGCCUUGUGGAGUGGGCCAGAAACAGUGCCCUCUUCAAGGAGCUCAAGGUGGAAGAUCAAAUGGUGCUGUUGCAGAGCUGUUGGAGUGAGCUGCUGGUACUCGAUCACCUGUGUAGACAAGUGACCUAUGGCAAGGAAGGCUGCAUAUAUCUGGUCACAGGACAACAGAUUGAGGUAUCAACCAUCAUUUCCCAGGCAGGAGUGACACUAAGCAGCCUGGUAUCGAGGACCCAAGACCUAGUGUCCAAACUUAAGGCACUCCAUUUGGACAGACAUGAGUUUGUCUGUCUCAAAUACCUAGUGCUAUUUAACCCUGAUGUGAAGUCAGUGUAUAACCGCAGGCAGGUGGAGCAGACUCAGGAGAGAGUCAACAGGGCGCUGAUGGAGUACACUCAGCAAAGUCAUCCAGGACAUUCAGACAAGUUUGGUCAGCUGCUUCUUCGGCUGCCUGAAGUUCGCAGCAUUAGCUUGCAAGUUGAGGACUAUUUGUACCAGCGCCAUCUUCAAGGAGAUUUGCCCUGUAAUUCCCUACUUACAGAGAUGCUGCACACCAAGCACAGCUAAGAAGACAUUAUCGCUACUCAAACUCCAGUGAUAACAGAGUAGCCAGAGUAUGCUGCUGUAAAGUUUGGUACAUGUCUUUCACAUCCGGCUAUGUGAUCACAGAUUGUCAGUGAAUAGAAGUAUUUGCUUACCCAUGCAAUGCUUUGGCAAAGUCUCUAUUAUCUGCAGUAUUACCACAGCCAAACAGCCCAGUAAUUUCUUUAACAGUAUUCUUGAGAAAUCCAUGAACUAGCACGAUGCUUUCAGUAAUAAGGAUGAGCUUAACUGUUCAAA